UUCUUUGGAAAAAAAUUCAAAGCAAUUGCUAUGCUGUCAGUUUUCAUCGUUUCCGCUGCAGUACAUGAAUAUACCCUGGCGAUUUGCUUGGGUUACCUGUAUCCAGUCAUGUUCUCCUUGUUCCUGUGUUUUGGAAUGGUUUUCAACUUCAUUCUCCACGACCGGCGGAAAAACCCCAUUUUUAACAUCAUCAUGUGGGCGUCCCUCUUCCUUGGCCAAGGUGUCCUUAUUUGCCUUUAUGGGCAAGAGUUAUAUGCCCGUCAGUACUGUCCCAGGGAAAAUCCAACUUUCCUGGAUUAUGUGAAACCACGUUCUUGGUCUUGCCCCCUUAAGAUAUGAAGACCUCUGGGAGUUAUCAUUAGAACCGAGAUCAGAAGAUGCUAUUUAGUCAAACAAUAACAAAUUGGGUCCAAUGAUAUAAAUGUGUUGAGCCUUUUUUUAAAAGGGAAAUUGUAUGUAUUUCUGGAAAAUGAUGGCAUUUUGGCGCACUAGGCAGCUAAACCUGUAACAAGGCCCAAUAGAUUAUUCUCAUUCUUAGCUAUUCCAAUAUGAGCCAUUUCCAUGCUGGUCAUGAAAUCUGCUAAAAGGUUACUGAAGAAAUUUCUAGUUGUUUUGCUUAUUGCAAAUAGUUCUCUGUGUACUAUUCCUUUUUACCCAUUGUUUCCUUAAAAAAAAUAAUAUUGUGUGAUCUGGAUAAUAGUGACUAUUUGCAUAACUCUUUUAUCAGAAUCACACUUGAAAUGGGACAUUUGGACAGUAUUUGUACUGCAGAACGAAUAGGCCAGCUGCUACUUUUGUCCAGAACCUGAGGGGGAAAAAAACAGAUAUGGGUUAAGGGGGGAAAAAAAUAAAGAACAGUUAAGGUACCUUUACAAUUUAUUUUAUUUCUUAAACCAUAUCAUAAAGGAUUGCUGAAAUAUGUUACUGAGAGCCCUCUUUGGUGAUGAAUCAAAGAUAUCCCUCCCUUGUAAGUGAAUGUAUUAAUACCUGGUUUCAGAUCACCUGCCACAAGGGGGCUUCUCCCCUAAUAGUAAUAAUAUAAAUAUGUGAUUUCUAUGGAUGCAGCCAUCCAACGGAUAUUAGUAGAAAUUGUAAUUUGGCCUCGGGUAAAUAAAAGUUGGGCAUGAUCCAACACUGCUUUUGAAGGGUAAAAUUAUUGCCUGUACGAAUAGUGUAUUGUGAAAAAUGUGUCUAACGUUUUGCUUUGACAUCUUUCAGUAUUUUUCUUUCAAAUUAAAGUAAGCCCAGUGUUAUUGACUGUACCACCGUCUAGUACUUCCCGUGAUGCCUAGUUUCUUAAUAAUCUGACAACACAAGAGUGGCCAUUUAUUACCAGGUUCAUUUAUCUUUUAGUUUUUGAACUGUUAAUAGAAGAACAUGUUAAGUACUAAACUUGUUGUAAAUUACAUGGCAAGCUUAUAGCAAAGUUAUCAGAGGCAGCCUUGUGGGUUCCAUUAACAUUCAGACUAGGACCAGUUUCUGUACUGAUGAUGUGUUCUAUUGAAGCUCACAGAAUUUAAAACGAAAUGUGUUUAAAACUUUCCUUCUCUCUUUAGUUUAAGACCAAUUUAAAUGUGAUAUUAUUAACCCAGUAUUGUAUGAUACUUUUUUUCCCAAAAAAAGGUUGCCAUUUAAGACCAAUUUAAAUGUGAUAUUAUUAACCUAGUUAACAAUUGUAUGAUACUUUUUUAAAAAAGGUUGCCAUAAAAGGUAUAUUUUAUACUACCUUCUCUUCCUUGUUAUGAUCUUAGUUCAAAGAAUUUGGAAGUGAAGCUCUCUUUGUUUGCAAUCAUAGACAGUUUUUUCCCCCUAUCAAUAAAAAUUCAUUCAGCCAGCAAAUGUAGUUUCAUGCAUUAGAUUUCUGUGAGCUAGUCUUUCUCAACUAUGAGCAUAAUAUCUUCAGUAUUAAAUUAUUUACAAACAUUAUUAGUAUGUGAUCAUAUGCCCAUUAUUUUUGUGGUCAUAUGCCCAUUAUUAUUACAUUUAUUGAUGACCACUGCAGUGAUACAAAUCAUAAUUAGCAUUGAAGAACUGAGAAAAAAACACAUUGAUUUGGAAAACUUCAGUGUCCUGUUUAAAAUAGCAGUUUGCUCAGUAACAUUCCUUUGAAAGUAAUAACGGGAUGGAUUAGGUAUGGAACACCCUGAGACAUGUUUUUGCCAAUGUGACACAUAAUCACUAUAUUGGUAGCUGACAGUUAAUACCCUACAAGGGCUGAUAUAUAGCCUGUGGAUAAAUAUUAGAGAACUCUGUUUCACUAGUCAAUGUGAACUAUUCAUAAGGCAUUGGGGCUGUGACUCAAUUAAAUAAAAUAGUUGGAGAUGGGGAAAAUAAAUACAGUCUAUAUAUAUAUAUUUCAGAAUUGAGUCAUGGUUCUCUAGUGCAUUAUAGAUACUGAUUGUUUUUUUCUCUUUGUUUUGUCUAAUUUUGUCAAACUGAACUCAUACUGCAUUUGUUUUCUGUAGUAUAACUUUAAUUACUUAACUGAAAUGAUUUAAUGUAACCACAGAGCACCAGAGUUAAUCUUUUUUUCAGGAUAAAAGUAGCUUGAUAUAUAUUAAAAGGGCAACUGGAAGAUUUUCAUUCUGCAAAUAUAUUUGAAAUACCCUUUGAUUUCUGAAAAUUAAACAGACACGUUUCAAUACUAUGUUUUGUUGUUUUUUUUAAAAAUUAGAAGAAGACAAACUGAAGGAAACCUUGGAAGAUUUGAUAUAAGACAUGACUUUUACAUGACUGAUAUAAAUUAAAACCUUUAAAUUAUGUCAUAUUAAUAGAACUAGUUUCACACUGAAAGUUUUCACACUGAAACCAGCUUUUCCUAAAAAAUCAUUGUAUAUAUUUUAAGAAUUGCUGGCAUGGAAUGCUUGUUAUUUAUAUUUGGUAAUUACGUGGUGGACAAAUCCAAUAACAUUUACAGAAAGAAUACUGAAUUUGUUACUUUGAAAUAAAACUUGUGUUCUUCUAAA
This is a messenger RNA of Thamnophis sirtalis, 2966 nucleotides long. The record is from RefSeq and is a predicted model, not a curated record. Lineage: Eukaryota; Metazoa; Chordata; Lepidosauria; Squamata; Natricidae.